UGAUAGAAACCAACUUGCUGGAAUAAUACAUGAACUUAAAAGUUCGGACAUUGUAGAAGAUGGGGAAUCAACAAGUAGCGAUGAUAAAGAUGAAAACGGUUCGGAGAAAAAAUCUGAUGAAACAGAAGAUGCAAAAAUGGACGUUGGGGAUGCAAAAAUAGAAGGAAAAGGCAUUGAAAAAAAUGUUGAAAUGAAAAUUGAAAAAGAAAAGGAUGAAAGAAUCGAAGAUGCUACAGAAAGAGCGAAAAGUGCAGAGAUGAGUGAACAAACGACAGAAACUAAAGACGUAGGAAAAGAUACUACAGGGGGGAAAAUUGAAGCAGAAGUUAUAGUACAGAAAGAAAAUAUUUCAGAGGGAAAAAAAGUGGCAGCUGAAAAUGUUGCAGAAAGAGAAAGUGAAGAUAAAAGUAAAGAAAAGAAUGAAUCUGAAAACUGUAAGGAUGAAAAAACAAUGGCCAGAGCAUCAGUGAUAGUUAUGACAUCAAAGGAAUCAGUCAAAAAUGAAAAAUCCGAUUCAAUUGAGGAAAAAGACAAUAAAGUUGAAACAAAGGAAACAACUCAAAUGGAUGAAGAGUCAACAGAAGUUCCAAAAACUAAAGAGGAUGAAGAAUUAAAUGAAGAAGAGGAAGAGAUGAGCGGUGCUGAAAAAG
Molecule: messenger RNA, 650 nt
Organism: Anneissia japonica
Lineage: Eukaryota; Metazoa; Echinodermata; Crinoidea; Comatulida; Comatulidae
Product: calponin homology domain-containing protein DDB_G0272472-like
Exons: 2
Source: RefSeq, a predicted model, not a curated record